Messenger RNA from Cyprinodon tularosa, 1154 nucleotides. Its product is annotated as SUN domain-containing protein 3-like. The record is from RefSeq and is a predicted model, not a curated record. Gene Ontology annotation, biological process: nuclear envelope organization. Lineage: Eukaryota; Metazoa; Chordata; Actinopteri; Cyprinodontiformes; Cyprinodontidae. Gene Ontology annotation, cellular component: nuclear envelope; meiotic nuclear membrane microtubule tethering complex. Gene Ontology annotation, molecular function: protein-membrane adaptor activity. The coding region runs from base 125 to 1075 and encodes 316 amino acids. The transcript has a single exon.
AGGCUCUUGGAACAGUAUAUGAAAGGACUCAGAAUUCUUUCUGUUCAGCUGAAAUAGACACACUUUGAAAUGCUGAAGCUAGAUUCACUUUAUUUCACUAAAGUACAGUGAGCUACAGUAAAUCAUGCCUACCACAUUCAUACCCAGAAGAAGCCUUCGUCUACUGUUGAAGGGGCAUUACAAUCCUUAUUUGGAAUCGGCUAUUUCUCACAAGGAGACCAGAGUCCAACCAACAAAAAAACAGAGAAAAAAAUUUCAAGUCAACACAGAACUACCCCACGUCCCCGUAGAAGCCUGCUUUGACUACAGCAGGAACGAAUAUCAGAGAAGAAAUAUUCUGAAACCAGUUUGUUGGAUCACUUUUCUCCUCUUCUUGUCUUAUGGAUGUGUCUGCCUGACUACUACCUUGCGUCGGCAGUAUCAAGAGUAUCUUGUUACACAGAGAAAUACAGACACGGUCGUAACCCCAGGAUGUAAGAAACGGGAAAGUCUCUUUAGUGAGCUCCAGGAAAAGCUGUUGACUUUGGAGAAGAAGCUUGGCUACCUUCUACCAUCAGCAGAUGUGUUGCCUAACUUUGCUCUGAAAUCUUUGGGGGCAAAGAUUUUACAUGAGAUGACCUCAGCCACAUAUCGUGCUAAAGGCAAAUUUUUUGGAUUUACAUGGAGAAAAGCAUCCGUACCCCCGGACAUUGUUAUUGAGGGAAGAUCGCGUUUUGUUCCAGGGGAGUGCUGGGCCUUUGAAGGUUCCCAAGGACGUUUUUCAAUUGUCCUUCCUUACAAAGUCUAUAUCAGCCAUGUCUCCUUGGGUCACAUUUCCAAACUGUUAACCUUCAACGGUGUCUCAAGUGCUUUAAAAGACUUUUCGGUCUAUGGAAAGGAAGAUGUAGAAAAUGAGGAGACACUUCUGGGAACUUUUCUGUAUGAUGAAAACGGAGACCCACUACAGACCUUUAACAUUCCUCAUCAUAAAACUGGCUCCUUUCGCUACAUUAUCUUAGAGGUGAAGAACAACUGGGGUCAUCCUGACUAUACUUGUCUGUAUGGCUUCCGAGUGCAUGGAAAAAUAGCAGAAUGAAAAACCUGUAAAGCGAAAAGGACAAAAAGAGAGAGGGGUAGUUUAAAAUUAGUGUAGUAUGUAUGGAUGGAUGUAAGAA